CAGGUUUCUCAAAUCGGCCCGGUGUUGAAUAUGAAAAUAUAUAAUGGCAUAAUGUGUUCAGUAUGCAUGCUUGAAGGAAACCAUAUGAAACAGGAAGACAAAGAGCCCUCUGUGUUCCAAGUGCUGGCGGUCCACACCCCCUUUCCCCUGUUUCUGUCUAGGAGAGAGAGAGAGAGAGAAUGAGAGAGAGAGAAGCAGAUUGAGAGAAAGAGAAAGAGAAGGAGGAAGAGUCAGAGAGAGAGAGAGAGAGAGAGAGGCAGGGAGAGUGAGAGUUUUCUUUGGGAAAGAUAGAUAGGGGGAGGUGUGGUGUGCUGUGCUGUGCUGUGCCGUGCUCUGCUGUGUGUGAGCGUGAGUGUGUGUGCGCACGCACGGAGGACCUGAAAAGGGGCAGAGGAUACCGGUCGCGUCGCACACUACUGCCGCACGGGAGUCCAGGUGACUGUGGCCCAGAGAGAGACAAAAGGAGGCCAUGCCAAACGCCCCCAGACACACCCUACCUACCCAUCCUCCUCUCUGCCAGGGGUGAGACCCGCACCUCUGCCACCUCACACAGUGAACGCAUUCAGAUAAACCGCUCCAGACAUCAUACUCAGACGAGACCUUUGGAGAGUGAACUCAACUGGACCUAAGCUGAAGUGUCCAAAUAAACCAACUGUCAGCUUCUGUGCCUGUCUGAAAAGCACGUCGAACCCGGGGCAAAGCCACCCAGGGCUUCGUUUCAGCGAGGGGGCGCAGACACAAAGGGAUUAUAACAAAGGCCAUAUGCUGGGAAAAUAAAUACACGCUAAAGAAACUGCUCAAGAAUAACAUUCAGUGCUCACUGCGUUCUGACUCUGCAUGACUGGAAUUAGCUUGGCCUUUUUUUUCUGUCCAGGGCACUAAUGAACUAAGGGGAAGAUUGAGCACACAGCAUACGUCUAAGGCAUUGUUGUGUCAUGAUGACAUUUUAAAAACAAGAGCUUCUUGUGUCUCCCCGAAAAGACAAAUAAUCUGCCUGUCUGAGAUUACGACGCUCGCUGUGUCAGGAUAGGUUAUGUUUUUGGUGUCGGGGAUAUGAGAUGAGGAGGAAGAAUGUCUGGAUUGGAGUUUGAAGACAGACUUAAGUAGAAAAAAAACAAAAAAAACAAAAACAAAACAAGAAAAAAAAAACUGGAUGGUGAUUCAGCGCUUACGGGAUUUGCAGCGGAGCACAUUGCAGUUGUGAAAUUUUCUUGGCAAACCUCCAUGGGAACGCUUCCAGUGAUCUUAGGGGGAACGUCUCUUGGGAGGUCAUAUUAGCUUUUAGACAGCAUUGUGUGGACGAAAGUAAAAGUGCUCCCCGCUGGUCAGCGCGUCAGCAGCGUCUUUUCCACCCACUGGACGGGGGAACACUGCCGUGCCGGAGCAUGUUCUCGAGUAAGGUUCAACCUCAGAUGGAGGUCUGAUCCUGCCACUUCUGGGUCCUGUUUUUGUUACACAUUUCUCCUUCAGCGAGUGGAGCCAAGAACCCUCCUCCUCUCAGGCCAAACUGACCACCCUUCAGACAGAGAGACGGGAGGAACGGACACGGACGCUGUGGUGGAUACAGACAGUCUUCGAGCAGAGCCUUCAAGGUGCUUGCGAGAGAGGGCUCUGUGAUUGGAAGAAAAAGAAGAAAAAAAAAGCCCAAACCUGUGAUUACUGGUUAGCGAUUACACCCCUUGAUUCAUCCAGCCUCCAGCCACGGGACGUCACUGAAGAUGGAGACGAGAGGUCACGAGCCCGUCAGAAGAGGGGUCAGCUUGCCUGGAGGGGGUCCGGGCCCGGACCAGAGCCCCGGUUCUGGCCCAGGGAGCCUCAGCAGCAGGGGAGUCCGGCAGGGGACAGAGCUGGCAGGGCAGGCUGGGACAAGCCCUACCGCCGACAGCUGGAAGAAGGACAAGCACAGCUGGGUGAAAGGGAAGCCAGCCGUGACCUCCGCUGACAGUCAACUUGGACGAAAAACAAACCUCAGCAGAAGUGCAAGUCUCUCUGAGAAAGAGCUGAAAGAGGCCCGGUCGAGGAGCCAGAUCAUCGCUGCCCAGCUCUCUGUGCCGUCCAACUCGCGAGGUGUCCAACUCUUCAACCGCCGCAGGCAGAGAGUAAACGCUUUUACCCUGGUCAGUUUCGGCGAGGGAGGAGGAGGAGGAGGAGACGGAGAAGGAGAAGGAGAAGGAGAAGAAGAAGGAAGAGGAGAAGAGGAAGAGUCCAAGAGUGAACAUUUUGGCACUUCGCCUCGGAGCUCAGAGCUAACAUGGGAAAAUAAGCAGACCGCUGAGAACAAGGACAGAGAUUUAAACCAUAGAAACAGUGAGGCCAAGCUGCCUUGGUCAUCGUGUGCACUCCAGAGCAGAGGCAACAGCAUCAUGGAGGAUCAGGGGGAAGCCGUCCAUGACGUGGAGGAUGUUGACAACAGUGUGCAGGAGAGACAUUUUCUUCCCGUCAAGGAGAAGGAGGAGGAGGAAGAGGAGUCCGCGGACGUGCUGAGGGAGGAGGUGACUGUCAAGGAUGACAAUAACAGUGCAGCUCAGCCCAGCGCCGGCCAAAGAGAAGGCAAGGUUAAUGGAGCGUAUGCUGGAGCCUCUGUGGAGACUCCUGGCGAGAUAUCGAAUGGUUGUCAUGACUCCCCGAGCAAACCCCUCACAUCGGUGGCCAAGCAAUCAUCAUCCACCAUCGUCAACAGGACGGCUCGUCCGUUUUUUUCACCCAGCACUGUGCAGAUCUCCCCUGGAUCCAGUCCGGCGAUGGACAUCCCCCCGGCCCCUUCUUACUCCAUGCCCCCCCUCCCGGCUUUCCCUGAGCCUCCUACCCCCACGUAUGCGGUGGAUCCAGCUUUGCACGCUUUCUCAGAGCCGCCCCGGUCGGGACCCCUUAAGCCGGCCUUUUCCCCUCCACCUCCUGCCCCAUCGUACCCGACCCCUCCGCUGCCGUCUUACAGCAGCCCCAUUCCCCCAGCCACGAUGCCUGGUCCAUCACCCAGACCUCAGCCGGCUCACUACAUCCCCCGGACUGCGCCCAAGCCCACCUACAUCCCUCAGAUGCUGACCGAGAGGAGGCCGCAGACUCCCAUCCGAUCGGGCAUCCUGGACGAGGGCGCGGCGCGGCGUGGCACUCGCAAGUCCAUGUUCACCUUCCAGGAGAAGCCCAAAGUCUCGCCCAACCCAGACCUCCUGUCCCUGGUGCAGGGGGUGGACGAGAAGAAGAAGCAGAGGCCUCUGCCUGAGAAUGUCCACGAGGAGGAGCUCCUUGCCCUGGGGGCCGAGGCCUCCAACUUCCUGGCCAGCGAGGAGAGGGUGGUGGAGGACAUGGCCCCGGCGUGGUCCUCGUGCCUGAAGAGCUCCAGGACCGCUGCCAGGGUGGAGCACAAGCCAGAGCAAGCUCUGACCAACGUGUCUGGGAAGGGCGCCGAGCUGUUCGCCAAGAGGCAGUCCAGGGUAGAGAAAUAUGUCUUGGAAAACGCAAGGAGAGACGGACAGAUAAGAUCUCCCUCCCCGACCAUGUCUUUGCCCCCGUCCUGGGUGUUUCCUUCGAACAUGCCGGGUCGAGUUAAGGCCAUCGCCACCGCCUCCAAUGUCAGCACGCAGAUCUCAAAGACCCUCAAGGCACAACAGGCCACCCAGAAAAAUAACCUUCCAGCACGUGCUCCUGCUCCGGCCCCGGCUCCCGCCCCUCCGAGCCCCGUCCUGGAGAAUGGCUGCACCAAGAUGGAGAUGGAGCUGUCCAAGCAUCAGCCCUACCAGCUCAACUCCUCCCUCUUCAUCCUCAACCCCACCAAGGAUCCCCUGAGCUCUCUGCCCAGGGGCGCACCUCCACCCAAACCGGUGGUCAUGGGACAGUCCUACGCCAGGCAGACGUCGCUGCCGACGCACGUCCCAUCUCAGUUCAGCGCCCCGGUCAACUACAGACCAGCGUGCUUCUCACCACCUCUCCCCCUCAGUCCUAGAGAGGUCACGUUGCCCGUGAUGACCUUCGCCCCCGAGCGGGUCGCCUCUCCGCGUUCGGCCGUUGGGCAAGCGCCCAGACCCACGUUCUCUGCCAGGAAAGCAGGGAUUGAAGCACAGACUAAGAAAGAGACCCCAGCCAUGCCAACAGCGUCCAGGACCCCCACCUUAACCAGGAGGUUCAGCAGUCCAGAAGGCCCAGCCAAUUUAGUCUGGUCUCCCAGCCCCUCCACAACAAGCGCCCCCUCUCCAAGACCAGUCCACCGGGCCAUGACCACCUCCCCUGUGUCUCCUCUGUGGGAGACCAGGUGCCAAUCCCCCAUCAUCAGCCAGGACACUAAAGCCAACCACCGACUGCUGGCCAAGAACAUCAUCAACGCCGCCAAGCGCAAGAACAGCCCUUCUCCUGGCGCGCUGAGCGGCCACGGGCUGCCCAUAUCGCCCCCUGGUGGAGGCAGCGGCGGGGGCAUCUUGUCCUAUGAACACAAGCCCCUGAGCCCCUUCCAGCCACGCUCGCUGGGCAGCCAGUCGCCCACGUUCACCAGCCCGCCGCCUACGCCCACACGCAUGAUCCGCUCGCCCGUGCGCCUCUACAACACACGCUCCCUCACCGACUCCGACGCCUCUGUGGAGUCGGAAGAUUCCGGAAUGCGAUCACCAGGGGUGCGCACCUAUAACACCUGCCCACGUGGCUGGGGAGGCAGUCUAAGGAUCAAGAGGGGAAGUGUUCAUGCUGACCUGUAGAGGAUGGCGAAAAUGUCUUUUAAAAAGGAAAGAAAAUUAACCUACUCUUAUCUUCUGUUUUAGUUGGAACAAAUGGCUUUAUUUUGACCCCACAACAUUGAAUGUAAGGCUGAACAAUUUGGCAUUAAAAUAACAGUUGAAAUUAAAUAGUGCUCCGGCACAUUUCUGGCGACUGUGUGCAGUUAUGUAAGCAUUGAUUAUACAAUGUUAAUACGGAUAAGCCCAAUGGGGCUCUCUAAUUACCUUGCACCUGGCUGCAAUUUUCUUCAGUUCUGAAAUGGCUUUUAAAAGAGCUCGCAAAAAAUGGACGGAUCAAAUUAUACCAAAGAUGCCAUUUUGGCUCUUGGGACCAAAGAAAUCAUUUAUAUUCCUAUAUGCAGUAUCUCUUAAACAGUGUUACAUGUUGCCUUUUAUUUUAUUAUUUUUUCCUUUUGUCCACCUGCAUUUAUAAAUGUUCAAAUGUUCCACAUUCUUUUUUCUGUUUGCCUUUGGGUGUACGUUUGGAACGCUUGGAAAGAAUGUAGAUAUGCAGUGUAUUGACACACAACCCGUAGAAAGGUGAGAAAACGCAGUGAUCAGAAUGCAUUGGAACUGAAGGGAGUCAGGGCAGUGUAAAUAUGUCAGUUACCGCUCUAUUCUUAGUGGAGCAGAUUGAUGAUCAUGAAGAGGGACAUACUGUAAUUGAUCAUAAAUAAAAGCCUCAAGGAAAUCAAUUUCCCUCUGCAAACAACAUUUAUAUCCCAGGCAGAGGAGAGGAGAGGAGAGGAGAGGAGAGGGGCUCAGCUUGCUGCAGGGAAUACUAAUUUCAGUUGUAUUGCUGAGUGUUAAUUGUCCCCAUCUUAAAUAGAUAGGAAUAAGUACAUGCUGGUGCUUGUUAUAACUGCCAAGUGCAAUACACAGAUUAUAACACCAGAAUGCAGCGUAACAUUAAUUAAAUGCAGGUUUGUUUUACUGAAUGUGUAGUGUUUGAGAGAUGAGGAGGUAAAGGUGAAGGAAAAGUGGUAUGUAAAAGAUUGACAAGCGUAUGUAGUAACUGAAUGUUGUCUGACUGAUCACAAGCUGUACUUGAUUGUAAUAACAAUGUUUCACUGAGACAUGCUUAAAAUGUAACAUACUCAUUCUCACACAUAAAUGGUUUUAUUGCAAAGGGGGUGACCGAGAUAGAUCGCUUUUCUAUACCGUGGUUUCUAUAGCAGAGAUUUGGUAACACUUUAUAUGACAUAUACCUGAUACCUUGUAACCAUACCGUUAAAUGCAGUGUAACAGUGAUUAUUACUGUGUAACAGCACAUUGAUUUUCUGUAUUUACAUAACUCCAGCCCUAAUAAUACAAUAUGUAAGUGCAAAGUAUCAAUAUCUGGUUGCUCAUGUUUUACACUGUACUUAAUUUCAUAGUUACACUGUAGCAAGGCCUGUUUAGUAUAGAGAGUGACCAAAGAUUUUUUUGAGUGCUUGCAAUGCAUUACAGAUAUGACAGUGACAAAUGAGAGUGUGUUAAAAUGGUUUGAAAUGGUACUAGUUGUCAGAUUAUAAUAGACUAGAUGUUAUUGGAUAUAAUCCACACAGGUGCACAUGUUAGUUUUUUUUGUCAUUUUAAGAGAUUAACUUUUGCACUUCAUUACUCAAUUGUAUGGCACAGAUUACAUAUGACAGACCAGCUGUAUUCCACAAACAGGAGUCACAGAUCCUAUUUGAUUGCUUUGGCUCUGUAUACUCUCAAUGCCUAUUGAUUUUUUUUCAAAGUCAGUUGGCACCACAUGGUAAUCUUUGCAUCGGCGUACGUUUGCGUGGAUUGUAUUUCCUCCUUGGUGUAUUGUGUCUCGUUUAGGGUCUCACUGGCUUGUUGUGGGCAACGGGAUCAGAAAGCAAGUCUCAUCCGCAGUCGUGGCAGCCCAUUGGCACCUUAUGUCGGUGCCUCAGCAGAUUUCUGAGUAUUUACAUGUGUGCAUACUUUGAUUGACGGAGACACCAGCUGCAUAGUGACUUGGCACCUUUGACUAGAAUAGCCUUCUUAGUGCCUUGGCUGGUCAGCCUCCUCAUGACCCUAUGCAAUCCUUCAGGUGACCCUGUGUCAUGGAGAAAUUUGAUCGGGAUUGGGAAUUGCUUAUUCUUUUUAGUUUUUUAUUGAAUAGAGCUUACUGUCACAAUUGAGUAAUCAACUGUUCUCAUUAUAUAUCCUUACCCCUUUGGAUGCUGUUAUUUAAGUAAACACAAAAAUAAAAGCGUUGGCACUUGCA
Messenger RNA from Clupea harengus (Atlantic herring), 6918 nucleotides. RefSeq names its product synaptopodin (gene synpo). Lineage: Eukaryota; Metazoa; Chordata; Actinopteri; Clupeiformes; Clupeidae. Gene Ontology annotation, molecular function: actin binding. Gene Ontology annotation, cellular component: Z disc; actin cytoskeleton; nucleus. The record is from RefSeq and is a predicted model, not a curated record. Gene Ontology annotation, biological process: positive regulation of actin filament bundle assembly.